UCGUCGGUUUGGAAAAUGUCUAAACAAAACUCCAAAAGCCACAAGGCUAUGGAUGAUAACGAGUGGUUCUCUAGACUGAGGUCUUUUGCUUCCACUGGUGUCUGGCCAUCAGAUGCAGGUAACCGACCUGCCCCAAGACAACAGAAGUGGUACACUCUGUAUCAGAAGAUAGAGAAGUGCCCACUACUGCUGAGAGGCCAGCGGACACUUUUCUCCCAGCCACAAGGGUGUUUGUGUGGGUUUCAUCUUCCUAAGGUGCCUACAGCCUCAUCUAGACCUACAAGCAGUGCAGCCCAAUCAACUAACAGUCAAAGUAGUUCCAUAAUGCUCCAGACUGCUACUCCAGUCAAAUACCCCACAGGUUACAGCACACCUGGAACUCUGGCAAAAAGGCCAAAACUCACCCUUUCUUCAUUUGAAAGGUCCAGAUUUGGUGGCAGGCAUGUGGAGAAUGCAAAGCCAAAUAUAAAUGUUGCACGAAAAACUCAUACGAAUGCAACACGUGCUUGUACAAGUACAGCAGCCCAUUCUUGUGCGGAUCCAGUGCCAGCAGGUGGUUCGCUUCACAACAUCUCUCCACCACAGCCUCAAAGUGCAGAGACCUUUUUUCUUGCUCCUCCAUUACCGGCUCCCAAACGACAACGGCCAGUGGAAGAGCAGAGUUCAGGAAACCCAUUCCAGCCUGAGAACACUGCUGGGCUCCCACUUCUGUGGCCUAAGACCAUGCCAGAGGAGGAUCACCAGUGGGUUUCAACAGCCUUGUUUAGAGUUUGUGCCAAAGGGAAACUGGAACUCCAGGACCAUCUCCAGCUGUGGUAUUUUCCCCCUCAGCCGUCUCUCAUUUACCACCAGGCCCCAACAUCGGCCAGGUUUUUUGCCCAUCCCUUACUGCUGUGGAUGCCAUACAGGCUGUGGAAGGUUCGGCUCCUUUGCACUGACCAAGCCUGUAAGCACCCUCUGAGCAGUGGAGGUCUUCACAGGCGGGUGCGGCAGGUGCUUGAUAUUGACCGCUUUUACAACCUGGUCACAGAGACAUUGAUAUGCUCAAAGUGCCGCCGGAGCUACCUGUCUUGGAAUAGGGAAAUUCUUGAGCAGCUGGACAUGGCCCAUCGCUCUGAGUUCAGAGUCAUUCUUACCCGCCGGGUGAUACGCCUCUUACGGGAACGAGGUCUGGGGAAUGGACCAGUCCGACUUAUUGGCCAGCUGAAAGAGAACCACAGUGAGGAGUGGAUGAAAAGGGUGGCGCGUUAUACCAAAGAGUGUGCUGCCUUUAUCAGCAAAAGUUGCCUGUUGCCACCAACCUUUGAAGAGCCCCCUAAACCUGUGGCACUGCCUACCUAUAAGUGGCUUUCAGUGGUGUACAGCCAAGAUAUACUUUACAGGCUGGAGGAUAUCAAGGCUAAUCACCAAGAAGCUCUCAGGACCGGCAAAAGGCACGGCACAGUGGCUCACUUCAGUUGGCAAUGA
Molecule: messenger RNA, 1467 nt
Organism: Girardinichthys multiradiatus
Lineage: Eukaryota; Metazoa; Chordata; Actinopteri; Cyprinodontiformes; Goodeidae
Exons: 10
Coding region: 16-1467 (483 amino acids)
Source: RefSeq, a predicted model, not a curated record